Messenger RNA from Sesamum indicum (sesame), 1149 nucleotides. RefSeq names its product mediator of RNA polymerase II transcription subunit 30. NCBI's taxonomy places the organism in Eukaryota, Viridiplantae, Streptophyta, Magnoliopsida, Lamiales, Pedaliaceae. Gene Ontology annotation, cellular component: mediator complex. The record is from RefSeq and is a predicted model, not a curated record.
GUCUAUGAUUGAUGGGCCUAAGUAGCGAAAAAUCAGGAGAGUCAGUUUUGAUCUUAUUGUUUCGAAAAAGGUAACAAUGGCGACGGUCUAAUAUUUCCUCAGGCCAGCGGUUUCCUGGACGAACCAGUGAUGGAAGACAAGCCCGCAACGCUGAGUUCCUCACCCACGUCCAGUAAUUACACCACCAAAACCACACAAGAACUGGCCAUUGAUGGUCAAAAGCACCUGCAGGAAACAAUCCAGGCUGCUUUAUUGAUCCUUUCCGCCAUGAACGAUGAGCUCUGCUAUCCCAACCUCUGGUCCACCACCUCAUCCACCGUGGCCGCCUCUUCCGCUCCUCCUAAUACCGCCGCAACCACGAGUAAUGCCGGUGGUGGGUCCACUAGUAUGACCAUAGGCCACCACUCUAAUGUCGACGUAUUAUCAGACUCCUCUUCUGCGUCUUCAUCUGCGUCGGCUGCUGCUUCGCAGUCUCAUCCUCAACAUCAUAAUAGCUUUGAUAUCGGCGCUGGGGCUCUCGACGAGGCUAGACUUCAGUACAAGUCCUCUGUUGCUGCUCUAAGGUCUGUGCUAAUCACGAUCUCCAAUGCUAAGAAGGGCAAAGUACACGAAGCAGUUCCAACAAGUAACUCACCAGCAGAUCAAACGGAGAUAGAGAAGCUUGAAGAGCAGGCCUCUGCCUUAAGAAAGGAACUUGCAGAAAAGAAUAAAUAUCUCAGGCGUCUGAUAGAUCAGCUCCGUUGUCUUUUAAUUGAUAUACAUACAUGGCAAAGCCCUUGUUUAGUAUGAGAGUAUCAAUUCAAAAUCAGGCUUUCUGAUUUUAUCAUGGAAAUGAAAGCACAAGGAGACAGUGGAGUGAAAUAUUUGAAGACUGAAGCAUCUAAUGACAUCCAACAUUAGUGUUACACAAGUGAACUCUGAAUUGAUACUGAAGUAGCAGCAUAAGUCUUUGUUGUCACCUGAUUAUCAUCUUGUUGAUUGGUCGUGUCAUGUAUGAAUUCAGUGCUUCUGUAAACCAAAUCUGUCUUUUUUUGUUUGGAUUUCUCUCAUCUCAUUCUGAUCAGUGCUCACUUAUAGUUGAAUCCAGCAGGCAGCAGCUCAUAGAAGGUUAAUAGUUUUUCGGUUUUCUUGUAAAGUAAAUUACAUUGG